This is a messenger RNA of Pygoscelis adeliae (Adelie penguin), 2584 nucleotides long. RefSeq names its product HHIP-like 1 (gene HHIPL1). Lineage: Eukaryota; Metazoa; Chordata; Aves; Sphenisciformes; Spheniscidae. The transcript is spliced from 9 exons. Gene Ontology annotation, cellular component: membrane. Bases 1 to 2208 code for a protein of 735 amino acids. The record is from RefSeq and is a predicted model, not a curated record.
AUGGUGUAUGCAGUGAUAGCAUCCCAGGGCUGGGUGCACGGCGCGGAAUGCUCUCCAUAUGCAGCUCACUUGUACGACGCCGAGGAUCCCUCCACCCCCGUGCGGACGAUACCAGGACUUUGCCAAGACUAUUGUCUGCAAGUGUGGCAAAAAUGCCGCUCCAUUUUUCGCUAUCUCUCUGCAGACCAAGAGUUAAUUGCACUGGAGAACAACAUGGCAAAAUUCUGCCACUACCUGUCCUUGGAGGACACAGACUACUGUUUUCCACACCUGCUGUCUAACCAGAACCUUAACCAAAACCUGGGGUUAGUGACCGCCAACGCGGAGGGCUGUCUCCAGCUCUGCCUUGUGGAGGUCGCCAACGGGCUGCGCAAUCCCGUUGCGAUGGUGCACGCCAACGAUGGCACCCACAGGUUCUUCAUUGCGGAGCAGGUUGGCCUGGUGUGGACCUACCUCCCCGAUCAAUCCAGGCUUGAAAAGCCAUUUCUGAACAUCAGCGAAGCCGUACUUACCUCACCUUGGGAAGGAGACGAGAGAGGUUUUCUAGGUAUUGUCUUCCAUCCUAAAUUCAAAUUUAAUGGUAAAGUGUAUGUCUACUAUUCAGUUGAAGUUCGUUAUGAAGAGAGAAUCCGAAUCAGUGAGUUCAGAAUUUCUCCUGCUGACAUGAAUGCUUUGGACCAUGGUUCUGAAAGGAUAAUCCUGGAAAUAGAAGAACCUGCUUCUAACCAUAACGGAGGAGAGCUGCUCUUUGGAGAUGAUGGGUAUCUCUAUAUUUUUACUGGAGACGGAGGCAUGGCUGGGGAUCCUUUUGGGACCUUUGGAAACGCCCAGAACAAAUCAACCCUGCUGGGCAAAGUGCUGCGGAUCGAUGUGAACAACAACGACCGUGGGCCUCUGUACCGAAUCCCUCCCGACAACCCAUUUCUCAACGACCCUAAGGCUCGCCCCGAAAUCUAUGCGUAUGGAGUGAGAAAUAUGUGGCGCUGCUCUUUCGAUAGGGGCGAACCUCACACCAAGGAAGGGAAGGGGAGGCUCUUCUGUGGAGACGUGGGGCAGAAUAAAUACGAAGAAAUCGACAUUGUCGAGAAAGGGAAAAAUUACGGCUGGAGGGCGAGGGAAGGGUUCAGCUGCUACGAUAAAAAACUUUGCGCCAAUUCUUCAAUGGAUGAUGUGCUUCCAAUUUACGCGUAUCCACACAAAAUGGGGAAAUCUGUUACGGGAGGUUAUGUCUAUCGGGGUUGCGAGUCUCCAAACUUGAAUGGCCUGUACAUAUUUGGUGAUUUUAUGAGUGGACGCCUGAUGUCUUUGAAGGAGGAUCGUGCUACCGGAGAAUGGCAGUACAGUGAAAUCUGCAUGGGGACGGGACAAACGUGCAUGUUCCCUGGGCUUAUCAAUAACUAUUAUCAAUACAUCAUCUCUUUUGCUGAAGAUGAAGCAGGGGAACUUUACUUUAUGUCUACCGGCAUACCAAGUGCCACGGCUCCCCAUGGAGUGGUGUACAAAGUGGUGGACACCUCUAGGAGAGCACCACCAGGAAAAUGCCGAGUUGACCCAUCGCCAGUGAAAGUAAAAAGCAAGCGCAUCGCGUUUGUGCCAAAGGAGAAGCUUAUUGUGAAAACACCAACGCCGCGUCCCCAGCUGAAGGCCAUGACCGAGGCCCCAUGGGGAGGCAGGCCAGACCUCGAAACCACCCGUGCGCCAGCUGUGGACUGGGUGGGCCAAGCCCUGCUGCCGCCAGGGAACCGGAGCAGGACACCCACCACCCCAGCGCCGAGCGGCAGGACCCCCAAGCCCAGGAAGGGAGGAAAGAGGAGGGGGCAGCGCAGGAAGAAGAAACCCCCCGGCACGGCCCUGCCGCUGCAAAAUGGUGCCGUGCGGCUGAUGGAGCAGCGGGGCCGUGGCCAGAACCAGGGCCGGGUGGAGGUUUACAUCGACGGCGAGUGGGGCACGGUGUGCGACGAUGGCUGGAGCUUGCCCGCCGCCACUGUGGUGUGCCGCCAGCUGGGCUUCCCCUACGUGGUGCGGGCCAGCAAGAAGGCAGAAUUUGGGGAAGGGACCUCGCUUCGCAUUCUCCUGGAUGACGUCCAGUGCUCCGGGCAGGAGAAGACACUGCUGGAGUGUGACCACGCUGACGUUGGCACGCACAACUGCUCCCACGAGGAGGAUGCCGGUGUGGUGUGCAGCCGGGAGGAGGUGGCAGACUGGUGACAGAGUAGCUGGCAGGACUCAGAGCACGUCCCCUUCUUGCCUGGCCCUCUAAACCAGCGUCAGUAUUGAGGAGGGUGUGCUCUGCCUUGAGGAUGCUGCGUCUGUUAGAAGUAAUCUGCUGUUUUCUUCGUGUUCAUCCCCAUCCAUCUGCCUUGGAGGGAAAGAAAAAGUAAAAUGAAGCAGUGACUUGAGUAUGUCGUGGGCAGGGACUGCGUUUGUAUGGGGUUUUUUAUAAGAAGAAAACCCCAAACAUCAGCCAUUAUAGAUUAGAAAAAAGAUGCAUCCUGUUGCCCUUUCACCUUUCAAAAUACAGCAUUCCCCAGCCAUGCUUCACAGUGUUUUGCCAAAAAAUAAAUUCCCAAAUGACCACGUUUCA